CCGGUGCUCGGCCCUUUGCAACACGGCCAGGACGCGUGCUAGCACUGCAGCAGCCGGCGGCUGGGUCGGGGACCGGUCUUGCAAGCAGUUCCACAAAAGUGAGAGCUCGCGAUCUUGUAGUUUCUGCAGCUUCUAGUGACAGCGCUAGGACAGGACCAAGUGCGAGGCAGCAGCGAGUACAACUCAGCGCUGAGGAGGAACAACAAGCGGCGGAUCUCAAGGCAGCAUUGCGCAUUGGGCCAGCGCUACAGCCACGACGACGGAAGUCGGUGUUUGCCCGUGGGGCUCCAGUAACCGAAGCUAUGUGCAUGAGCUUGCGAUCAAGCUUUGCGGACACUGCCGCAAAGGGCAUCCUCGGACAUCCGGUUCCUGGCGUAAAUCUUAACGUGCUUGUGCCUCAACCUGUUGCGAAUAAGCUUGAAGUGGGCUAUGCUGACUUCGGCGGUGAAUCUGUAUUGAAAGAACACGUGCUGUCUGAGAUUGUGAAUGCAUCUUACGGGGCGGGCAUCUGGCAGGACCCUGCCUCUACUGAGGCGGAUCCCACUGCAGCAACAAUGGACGGGGUUCAUCCUACAAUGUCUCGCUGUAGCAGCAAAAAUAUUACGGCAUCGUUGGUGGCACCUACAAGUACGACCCGUUCACUGUCGUUGGCACAGGUAUCGAAGCAAGUUGCACGUGAGAAAUCGAAAAUCUCUCCGCUGUACGAAGAAUGGGCGCACAUGAUGAUGCAAGAAACAGUGACAAGGAUCAACGAAAGGCAGGCCCAGCAAAAAAGAAAACCACGGCAAGUAGAGCGCCAAGAAGAACCCUCUUCUAGUGAUCGCGAUAGGCCGAAGAUCGCUGAUGCAACAAGACCAGAGCCCUUUGUUAUUGUAGAAGUUGCUUCAACAUCAAAGGCAAAUGUUGCAGUACUUGGUUCCUCUGAAGAGCAGCGAGAUCAUGAAGUCCACUCUCCCGAGAUCAGAGUGCUGCAAAAGGAAUUUCCCCCUAGUCCGUCUGCUCUAGCACGAGCAGAGAAGAAUGAGCGGCGCUUGAAGUUUCUUCAGGGUUUCUCACGUCCUGAACUGCGUAAACUGGAGGAAGAUGCACGACUCUCGCAUUUGCUCGAGAAAACCGGAGACAGUCCUGUAAUUCCUUCUAGUACUAGGAUUGGAGCAGAGGGCAAGAAACGAAACUCUUGUUCCGGAGAAGACUUCGAAGAUUCUAAUGUCGAUCUUGGCAGAUGUGCAGAAACAUUUCUUAAGGCGGAUAAGAAAAGUCACGCCCGUCCGAUGGCUAUAACAGGAAUCACAAAAAGCAGUUUGCCGGUGGCGGCUGAUCUUGCGGAAAAGCCGUCAAUUGCUGAGAAGCAUGGAAAUACGGGCUACGAUGCUGGUCGAAUGUCACAGUCACGUCAAACACAACUACACCAUGAUGCAGAACGACAAGGGGCGCGGCUAAUGAAGGACCUGUUGUCGGCAAAUCCACGGCUAGGCAAUUCCGCUGGAGCUCCAUCCACUGAUGAGCUUGAGCUGUCCACUGUAAGGGAGCGAAAUGUACCAGCUCCGUUGACGACUGCCGCAUUGGCCGAUGCACCGAGUGGACCGGUCUCAGCCACGUCCUCGCCGGCUGUGACAGACAGGGGCACAGCAGCUGAGCGAUCUUUUUUGUUCGGUGGCAACAACGAUACCGAGACCGACGAGUCGAUGAGCCUGCUUUUGAACAGCCCGAAAUGAUGCUGCUUUGAAACUUGGAGAAAAAGUUAUGAUCUGAAUGAACAUAUAACCGAUUUGAUAGGAAAUCUGUUUCGUUGUAUUUGUACCGCAAACUCAUUUUGUAAAAAAAUUUCGUUGUUGUAUAGAAACAUCCAGUUACUACUAGAUGAAUUCUCGUGGUAGUGACAUGAUCAUGUGGACGAAAUGAUGUUCGUAUUUCCUUUGAUUUGAGUUUCUCAUUGAUGAAUUUUGUUUCAGUUUUCAAAUCAUGAUUUCGCACAAGUUCCGCACAUCAUUGGAAGUACAAGUCCUGCUUUUGUAUGGAACAAUAGUUUGAGUCCUUUUGGAAGUCGCGAAGUAUACUGCAAGUAAUCCGCAGUGCGGACAAAUCUGUAUUACUACAAAUAGUGAGUGAAGUCUGCAUAUUGCCGUCCGCGAUGCUCUUUGUGCCGCUUGCUGUUUCUGCAAAGUUUUGAUUUCGCAUUCGUUGUACUUGUAUGCAAUAGAUAGCGGAAUGGUUUGAAGAAAAUGAACUCUCGACGAGUCCCUGAAGAAAUGCUGGCGAGAUGGACUUGUCCGGCCUCACUAGCAAGGUCGAACUGCGCAAGAAAACAUGGACAUGGUCUUGUGUAUUCUAAACACUACAUAUCUGUAUCAAGAGGGAGAUGAGGAAUUCUGUCAAUUAUCCGCACUCUCUGUGCGCCAAUCGAGACAUGCAUCUCAACGAAACUAAUGCUGAGCGAUCUUUCGGCAAACUUCUGCACAAAGAUUCUCGUCUGAUUUUGCGGGAAAUCUGUAGACAAGAGAGACAGAGAGGCGACAAAGUAUGAAGUCCUUGUUGCAAAGGGAAUAUCCAAUAUCGCAGUCUAAAAA
This is a messenger RNA of Amoebophrya sp. A25, 2567 nucleotides long. NCBI's taxonomy places the organism in Eukaryota, Dinophyceae, Syndiniales, Amoebophryaceae. The record is from the annotation of a GenBank genome assembly.